Molecule: messenger RNA, 579 nt
Organism: Mycena indigotica
Lineage: Eukaryota; Fungi; Basidiomycota; Agaricomycetes; Agaricales; Mycenaceae
Product: MYND-type domain-containing protein
Exons: 3
Coding region: 1-579 (192 amino acids)
Source: RefSeq, a predicted model, not a curated record
AUGAAUCCUCACAUCCAUCGCCCGUGUAGGGUCUGUGGCCGGCCCACUUCCCAAUGGUGCAGUCGAUGCAAUAAUGCCCAUUAUUGCUCGUCAGAACAUCGAAACGCUGACUGGGAGAAUCAUCGGGGAGACUGUCGGUCGACACCUCUGUUAAUCGCGACACCCCCUCCCAUCGUUACUGAAGUGGUCCGGGUCCCUGCCAUUUUAUUUGCAGCAGAUGAAGAUCGACCGCGGAUGGUCGAAAUAGACUGUCGCCCUCCCCAUCGACCAUCGCAAGGCCUUUGCCCCAUUCCAAUUCUCCAACCGUAUUUCAACUCGGUGCCUGGUCAAGUCGUCAUUACUCAAGGUCUCAACGGCGAAGUCCUACGUUUUCCGUUACAUGUCUUCUACUCUGCGUCAGCCCUGGGUAUCGGGUCACCAGUCAACCACGCUGUCCACCACAUCACAUCGGGAGCUGCCUCGCGCCCUUGGGCAGGCAAUGUUAUUGCUCUCAAGUUCAGCGGCUCGCGACGGCAAGGCUAUAUCGCGGCUGGAUCCAAUGAUCUUCCUGCGCUUUCAGCUUACUUUUUGUCCUACUAG